Molecule: messenger RNA, 762 nt
Organism: Kluyveromyces lactis
Lineage: Eukaryota; Fungi; Ascomycota; Saccharomycetes; Saccharomycetales; Saccharomycetaceae
Gene: RSM26
Product: mitochondrial 37S ribosomal protein mS42
Exons: 1
Coding region: 1-762 (253 amino acids)
Biological process (GO): superoxide metabolic process
Molecular function (GO): superoxide dismutase activity; metal ion binding
Source: RefSeq, a predicted model, not a curated record
AUGUCAAUGUUUGGGCGUCAACUGUUCAGAGGAAUACACACAGUUCCAAAGAUACCUGGUAUUUCACAACUUUUGGAUUCAGGCAUCCCUCAUGUUAUGAGCGCUAACACAUUCAAAACUUGCUGGGUUGACCAGCAGCAGCUUUUGUGCGAUAAGCUAACACUGGCAUCUGCAGGAACUGCCGCAGAAUCCUACUUGCCAUUCCAUUUAGUACUGCACACUGCGAAGAAAUCAUACCAAACAAACAUUUUCAAUUUGGCUAGUGCUUUGCACAAUAACCAUUUGUUCAUAGAAAACAUAUUGCCUAUGGAACAAGUUACACAUCCAUCUCGUGAGUUUCUACAGAAGCUAGAAUCACAAUAUUCAAUGACUUGGGAUGCUUUUAAGGAUGAAAUGGUUAGACAUGCAGAAGAAGAUGUGUUAGGUCAAGGAUGGCUAUUCCUUGUGGAAAAUGAUGCCAAGGAACUUCACAUCCUAACAGUUCAAAAUAAUGGUACUCCAUACUACUUUGCUAGAAACCAAUCUUUCGAUUUGAACAGUGCUCUAUCCUUAGAAGAAAUGGAACAGUUUGUAACGAUGAGAGAUCUACUUGCCGCAAAUGCAGACGUUAAAGAUUGGACAAUGCCUUUGAUUGCGAUCAGUUUGUGGGACCAUUCAUACUUGAAUGAUUACGGUAUUAAGGGCAGAUCCACUUACGUAAGGAAGUGUUUAGAUAACUUGAACUGGUCUGCGGUUAACAACAGAUUGUUCUCCACACAAUAG